UUACUUCCUCAAUUUAUGCCAGCAAAUGCGAGCCCUCGGUGUAGACUGGCUAUUGCAGCAUAGCUAAAUGCUAGCUAGCUAUAUAACUCAUUGAUUGCAAUUCUAGCUAGAUCCAUCGUUUGGAUCUUUGAACUUUUCUUGAAUUWAACAYCAUCCCUCUAGAAAAAUGAUCCCAGAGCUGUCCAGUCCCUCAGUGUGUAUGAGGGACCCUCAGAGGGUGGAGGAGAUCCUCAAGGCCAUGCAGAAGGCUGGCACCAGCAAGAUUCAGGUGAUUUCAGACUUUGACAUGACCCUCACACGGUUUMCCUACAAUGGGAAGCGGUGCCCUACCAGUCACAACAUCCUGGACAACAGCAAGCUCAUCAGUGAGGAGUGCAAAGCACAGCUGAAGGACCUGCGCAACACAUAUUACCCCAUAGAGAUCGAUUCCAAACGGACAGCAGAGGAGAAGCUGCCCCUCAUGGUGGAGUGGUGGACUAAAGCCCAUACUCUUCUGGUGCAGCAGCGCAUCAGGAAAGACCUGCUGCAGGAUGUGGUGAAGGAGUCCGAUGCUAUGCUCAGGGAGGGCUACCAGCUGUUCUUUGACCACCUGCAGGAGCACAACAUCCCUCUGCUCAUCUUCUCUGCUGGGGUAGGAGACGUGCUGGAGGAGGUGAUCCGCCAGGCCGGUGUCUUUCACCCCAACGUCAAGGUCUUCUCCAACUACAUGGACUUUGAUGAGACUGGAGUGCUGAAGGCGUUCAAAGAGGAGCUGAUCCACAUCUAUAACAAGAGGGAGGGAGCUCUGCUGAACACGGGCCACUUCCAGGAGCUCAAGUCACGCCACAAUGUCCUGCUGGUGGGAGACUCUCUAGGGGACCUGACCAUGGCUGAUGGGGUGCACAGCAUGGAGAACAUCCUCAAGAUCGGCUUCCUCAACGACAAGGUGGAGGAGAGGAAGACGUCCUACCUGAAUGCUUAUGACAUCGUGCUGGUGAAGGAUGAGACCAUGGAAGUGCCGAACGCCCUGCUGCUCCACCUCACCGGCACCAAGUGACCUGACCAUGAACUUCAUCUCACUGGCCAAUCAGUAACGAGCGUUCCAACGCUACAGGAAAUAUGCCGUGCUGGUUUAGGAAGCUCUUGCUCAGGAAGUGCCAGUAGUCAGAUACCAUGAGUCAAGUCAGAAUGGUAUUGUUUUUGGGUUGUCUAUUACUAAAGCUCCAAUGGCUGUUUGUGUGGGCCGCUGGGAUGGAUUCCAGACUGUGUUUUGGAGUCGCCCUUCCACGCUCCUCCAGUUGAGUCUCCUUGUUGAACACUUACAACUUGAGAMCAACAUCCUUUAUAGUCCUACAAUUUGAUUUGAUUUAAUCAGGAACCCUACUGWCACAUUCUCAAUUGUUUACGAACCAUCAAUAGUCCAACUGAAAUGGAACAGGAAAACUAYGUGAUUUCCCCGUCUGGUAAAUGUGUAUUGGGUUUGUGGGGAGAGAAACGUUACUGGUGAUAUGUAUGCUCUGUCUACAUAUGAGGAAUGUACAGCGCCAGUAAAACGUUUGGACACA
Molecule: messenger RNA, 1544 nt
Organism: Salvelinus sp. IW2-2015
Lineage: Eukaryota; Metazoa; Chordata; Actinopteri; Salmoniformes; Salmonidae
Product: cytosolic 5'-nucleotidase 3
Cellular component (GO): cytoplasm
Molecular function (GO): magnesium ion binding; 5'-nucleotidase activity
Source: RefSeq, a predicted model, not a curated record